Messenger RNA from Uranotaenia lowii, 2277 nucleotides. RefSeq lists its product as uncharacterized. Lineage: Eukaryota; Metazoa; Arthropoda; Insecta; Diptera; Culicidae. The transcript has 2 exons. Bases 1 to 2277 code for a protein of 758 amino acids. The record is from RefSeq and is a predicted model, not a curated record.
AUGUGGCGGACGGGUGCGAGAACGUUUUUACUGCUGAUCGGUAUUUUAAGUUUUUGUGCAGUUAAUUUGGAUGCGGCCGACGCCAUCUGUGAGCGAAUCGAUUUUAACGAUUUCAGGACCCAAAAAGUGCGGCAAUGUUCUUUCACGAAUAAGGAUAUAUUGAGGCUAUCGACCUACACGGGAAGUGUCAACUUUCGACCGUAUCGGCCGAAUACAUCAUAUUAUCUGACUAAUGCCGUAACAGGAACUAGUUGUUGCGAGUCGGUAGAAAGUUUCUUCAUGAAUGCGUACACCGAGAUAAGAAUGCUCUAUCAGCUGGUGUUUCGCACCGAUUCGAGACUCACUGUUCGGAUCUUAGAUAUGGACAAUGUUGACGGUCAAGGGAGACCUUCGGUAGUCCAAGUGUGGGCAACGCAACAAACAACACAGAAUUGGAGUUUAUUCGUUGGUAAAGUCGAGAGAGAAAUGAGACGAGCUCUUCUUCAGGUCGAGGUUGACAUGAGUGCUGAUGGAGAUAUUGCGAUAGAAUACAUAACGGUAUUUAAUCCGCUGGUUUUGGAACAGUUCUGUAGAGAGUUGGAUGAGACCUACGUACCUCCAUCUACAAGUCGACCAGUAACAACUACUAGUAUCGCAAUGAGAACGACUACAACUUCGACACCCAUCCCAACGAGACCAACCACCAGCACCACUUCUACUACAAAUCGUCCCACGACUACUUCUACUACUAGCUCAACUACGAGCACUACCGCUACUACAUCAACUACAACUUCUACGAGUACUACAACUAGUACUGCACCUACAACAACUACAACGCCAACUACUACUACUCCCACAACUACUACUUCCACAACUACUACUCCCACAACAACUACUCCCACAACUACUACUACUCCGACAACUACUACUACUCCGACAACUACUACUACUCCCACAACUACUACUGCGACGACAACAACCACUCCAACAACUACUACUACGACAACAACUACUCCUUCCACCACUACAACUACUGCAACUUCGACAACAACCACUUCUUCGACAGCAACCACUACUUCUACAACAACUACUCCUUCCACAACUACGACAACUCCAACUACUACGUCUUCGACGACAACUACUACUCCAACGACAACAACUUCUUCCUCAACAACGACUUCUACUACUUCUACAACUACCACGCCGACAACAACAACUAUAUCAUCUACAGUGACUUCUACUACUCCAACUCAAACUCCAACUACUACUACAACAGUAACAACCAGGACCAGUACAACAUUCUCAAGCAGUACUGUUCCAUCAACAAGAACAACAACAACUCCCUCUACAACGUCAACAAUCGAAGUGACUACCGAAUCAGUGAUUCUGACAACAAUCAUAUCUUCAGUUUCAACAAUUCCAAUCACCCGAACAACACCGAGAACAAGUUCUUCAGCAACAGCAACAACUACAGAGCUCAUUACAGAAACAACAAAAACAGUGCCAACGACGCUGGCAACUAAAACUGUCACAAGUUCCAGUACUACUGUACCCCCUAGUCGCACAACGGAAUUCAGCACAUUGGCAACGAUAACCAGCAGCAACAUCGUGAGCAGCACUGAUGUCUCUGGAUCUUCAACAGAAACAAUUGGAACUUUCACAACAACGGUGCCAAGAACAGAAUCUACAAUCGAUUUUAAUGGCCAUACAACUUUAUCGGCAAAUAUCGAGAAUACUGAAACAACGGCCGAAGACAGCACUCAGCUACCUACUCAAUCAAUGGGAACCACCUCAUCUACUCAACCCACCAGACCGCAUGGGUUUCCAUUUUUCCCUUCGGAAUUACCUUUGAUUCAAACAGGUCGAAACGUUUCUCAAGCCAUCUGGAGCUCGAUAACCGGCAUUCUUCUAACUCUGCUAGUUAUGGCUUCGGCCUUAACUGUUUAUCUUCGAGUUCGCUGCAAAUAUCUCAAGCAAUCGGUAGCUCGAGAGCUGGAGCUAUCCGAGGUUCAACCGAGCCAGGUGUCGAAAACCCUACAUCAGUACAUCAAUCCUUUCCCACGAAUGAUACCCCAAAGCACCGAACAACCUCCACAACGUCCCCGCAGGAAACCCAAACGCCAGGCACCGAAUCCAAGACCCCCUUCGACGACCAGCGGAAAUAGUAGCGAAUUCGUCAGCCAUCGACGGUUCACCAAACAACCCAUCAUCGAACAACAGAACCCUAUCGGGAGGCCAUAUUCCCUGGCGGAAGAGAUCAAAAGGACCAAACUCAAAACUCAACUCAAUAAAUUUUAA